Aspergillus terreus NIH2624 is the source of this 891-nucleotide messenger RNA. Its product is annotated as aldo/keto reductase. NCBI's taxonomy places the organism in Eukaryota, Fungi, Ascomycota, Eurotiomycetes, Eurotiales, Aspergillaceae. Gene Ontology annotation, molecular function: oxidoreductase activity, acting on NAD(P)H as acceptor. The record is from RefSeq and is a predicted model, not a curated record. Bases 1 to 891 code for a protein of 296 amino acids. The transcript has 3 exons.
AUGGCGAGUCCUGUCCAAGCUAUCCCCAGCGUGAAGCUGAAUGAUGGUGUUUCCAUCCCGUUGCUGUCAUACGGCACAGGAACCGCCUGGUUCAAACAGGGUGGAGACAAUGACAUUGAUCGCUCUCUGGUCGAUUCCAUCAAGACCGCGAUCAAGCUGGGCUAUCACCACCUCGAUGGCGCCGAAGUCUACAACACCGAACGGGAGCUUGGUCUUGCCAUUAAAGAGAGUGGCAUCGAGCGGGAAAAGCUGUUUGUGACCACCAAGGUCAUCGUCAACAUUGCAGAUAUCCCGAAGGCCAUCGAUGCCAGCUUGGAGAAGCUCCAGUUGGACUAUGUUGACUUGUACUUAAUCCACGCCCCCUUCUUCGCGAAGUCCGAGAGUGAGCUCCAGCAGGCGUGGGCUGCGAUGGAAAAGGUCAAGGCAUCCGGCAAAGCGCGGUCCAUUGGCGUGUCCAACUUCCUGCAGAACCACAUCGAAACCCUCUUGAAGACCGCCCAAGUGCCUCCGUCCAUCAACCAGAUCGAGUUCCACCCCUAUCUGCAGCACGGAAAUCUGGUUCCCUUCCACCAACAGAAGGGCAUCGCCACCGCCAGCUAUGGGCCACUUACUCCCAUUACCCGCGCCAAGGGCGGUCCUCUGGACGGCCUCUUGUCGAAGCUAGCCCAGAAGUAUGGGGUCACCGAGGCCGAGAUCCUGCUGCGGUGGACCAUGGACCGCGGCUGUGUUGCCAUUUCGACCAGCAGUAAAGAAGAACGGCUGAGCAGCUACCUGCGGGCUUUGAGCUUUAAACUGACGCCCGGCGAGGUGGAGGAGAUCUCGGCCACAGGCGAACAGAAGCAUUUCCGAGCCUUCUGGCAGGACAAGUUCGGGCCGGAUGACCGUUCCUAG